This is a messenger RNA of Metopolophium dirhodum (rose-grain aphid), 2310 nucleotides long. RefSeq lists its product as uncharacterized. The record is from RefSeq and is a predicted model, not a curated record. The coding region runs from base 1 to 2310 and encodes 769 amino acids. Lineage: Eukaryota; Metazoa; Arthropoda; Insecta; Hemiptera; Aphididae. The transcript is spliced from 7 exons.
AUGCCAUUAAUGAAAUGGAUACUCUACGUCAGUCCAAAAUGCCUAGAGAACGACGUGCAAGGUCAAAUAUAUCAUUUGCAUGGUUCAAUGGUGCCAACCACACCAGAUGAACCGCAUCAAUUUCUGCAAAUAUAUUUCAUUUCGUCGAUGGUGGAUCAGCUGAACGUGCGGUGCAAUAUACAGGGAGCACAACAGUUAAAGAGACGAAUUAUUGAACAGUUGCAAGCAUUUUUUCACGCUAAUAAUGCUGUGGUUAAUAUGUUCAAAACAGCAUUGGAACGAAUGCCAUCGGAUACGCACAAAUUUGUCAUAAGAGCGGAUUGUACUCCAACAGGUGAACAUGUGCGAAGAUUCAAUGCACCCACCGUUAAUGAUGUUGCUGCAAUUAUUGUUGGCGAUCCAACUAAAUCACGAGACAUUGUCGUUCAGCGAAGAAGCAAUAUCAUGCAUCGUGUAAACGAGACACAUCGUUUGUACGAUGCGUUACAAUAUCCAAUCAUUUAUUGGCAAGGGCAAGACGGAUACGACAUCACGUUGAAGAUGGUCGAUCCAAUUACAGGAGUAUCAACGAAUAAUAAAAAUCUAAGCGCAAUGAAUUACUAUGCGUAUCGUAUGAUGAUUCGUACACAUGAGGAGAAUGUCAUUCUGAAGUGCGGUCGGCUAUUCCAGCAAUUCGCUGUCGACAUGUAUGUCAAAGUCGAGACCGAACGUUUAGCGUUCAUCAGAUUCAAUCAGCCAAAGCUACGAUCUGAGGACUAUAUACACUUGCGUGAUGCUAUUCAUUCAGAUGGUGAUGUUCAGAAUAUUGGACGACUGACGGUUCUCCCAUCAACUUAUAUCGGAAGUCCACGCCACAUGCACGAAUACGCUCAAGACGCUAUGACGUACGUGCGAAAUUAUGGAACUCCGGAUUUAUUUAUUACGGUCACAUGCAAUCCGAAAUGGACGGAAAUUGAACGCGAGUUGGAACCGGGUCAAAAACCGCAAGAUCGCCAUGACAUAAUCGCCAGAGUAUUUCAGCAAAAACUCAAGGUUAUGAUGGAUGUGCUUACUAAGUAUCGAGUUUUUGGUGACACACGUUGUUAUAUGUACUCGGUGGAAUGGCAGAAGCGUGGACUACCGCAUGCUCAUAUCCUAAUUUGGUUGCUGAACAAAUUACAUUCAAAUGAAGUGGAUGACAUCAUAUCAGCUGAAAUUCCUGAUCCAGUCACUGAUCCCCGUCUACACGACAUUGUGACGACACAGAUGGUGCAUGGACCGUGCGGUGCAUUAAAUCCAUUAUCGCCUUGCAUGGCUGAUGGAAAGUGCACAAAACGAUAUCCGCGACCGUUAGUUGCUGAAACAGUCACAGGGAACGAUGGAUAUCCAGUUUAUCGUCGGCGUUCAAAAGAAGAUAACGGUCGAACUAUCAAAGUUAAAGUUCAAAAUCAAGAGAUUGAGAUCGGAAAUGAAUUCAUUGUACCAUAUUGCCCGCUGCUAUCACGAAUUUUCGAAACACAUGCAAACGUUGAGAGUUGUCAUUCGGCCAAAUCAAUCAAAUAUUUGUGCAAGUACGUCACAAAAGGCAGCGACAUGGCUGUGUUUGGUAUUGCGUCGGAAAAUGUGAAUGACGAAAUCAGCAACUUCCAAAUGGGCAGAUACGUAAGUACUAAUGAAGCACUGUGGCGAUUAUUGUCAUUUCAAAUUCAUGAAAGAUAUCCCACAGUUGUACAUUUAGCAGUGCAUUUGGAAAAUGGCCAAAGAGUUUACUUCACUGCGGCUAAUGCGGCACAACGAGCUGAGAGACCACCAUCGACAACAUUGACUAGCUUCUUAAAACGAAUCUGGUGGCGAAACGGAGUUCGCCGGCCUGUACUCAAAACAAAAAAUGACGGUUUAGAGAAAGACAUUGAAUUACUCAAUCAAAAAUUGGCCACUAUUGAGGUGAAUGAAAAAACUGCAAUAGAUUACAAAGAAAAGAAAUUGGAGCAACAAAUUUUACAUAAUUCCCCCUCAUCUAAUAUGAAUAAUUAUGUAAAAAUAGAUAAUCUACAGCCACUUGAAUCAAAGAUUUCAUUUAUAGAAAAACUUGUCUGUUCAAAAAUGAAAAAAUUCAUUACCAGCAACCUAAAUGCUGGCCUUGACAUUAUAUAUUCUGAAAACUAUUUCCUUGAAACAUUUAAACCGUUAAUUGAACCAUUGACUACACAUGGAAAACAAAAUACAAUAUAUGACACACAGUCAACUGAACUAAAAAAUAAAUCAAAAACCUCAUGCACUAGUGAUGAAGACGAUGAUAACGAAUUAAAUUCACCAUUUGAAAAUUUUUAA